CAAACUGGAUACAUUGGGUGCCACUCAUUCAUUCAAUCCUCCGGCUGAUGAUCGAGCAAGCAACAAUAAAUAACAAUUGGAAAAUUUCCAAACAAUGGCACAACCAAAACAAUUUUAAUUCAAAGUGACACAGUGCGAAGAUAAUUCAUUUGCACCAUCUACAAUUUGGAGGACAUGUGCUAGAAUGGUCUGUUGUAAAUAACAUUUGACUGGAAGAAUAGUUGACAAAAAUCAUCCCUUCGCCAUGCAAUAACCAAUAAUUCGACAAGAACUAAGCUCCUAAUGCCAAUUUUGGAAUGCCAAUUUGGAAGUAAAACUGAAUGAUCAUGGGGUCACCUCAGAGAGGACUCAGUGCCUUCCAAUAUGUUUGUCGACGCCAUCAUGGGGGAGACAACCAGUCUCAUUUGGCGAGAUUGGUGGUUGACCAUCAUUUUUCCGAAUCUAAUGGGAUUCUGUUUAGGAAAAAUUUAUUGUCCCACUACGGAUGCGUCAAUGCGAUCGAGUUCUCCGAAGACGGUAGUCUAAUGGCCUCAGGCGGUGACGAUAGACGAGUAUUAGUGUGGAAUAUUCAUAAAGCAAUUGUUGGGAAUGACAAACCAGUCAGCUGCGAUGCGGAACAUCGAAGCAACGUUUUCGCUCUAGCGUUUGACUCCUCUCAACGGAGGAUUAUUUCUGCAGGAAAUGAUGAUCAAGUCAUUGUGCAUGAUAUUCAUACUGGGAAACCAGUGGAAUUUUUUCGUAUUGGAGAACAGCCAAUAUUCGGUGUUAGCACAGAUCCAUUAAAUGAUAACAAUUUUGCGGUUGCUGGAGACGAUGGAAGAUUGCUUAUAUACGACAUGCGGGAUUCGAGUGAUCCAUUUUCGCUCGCCAAAUUCCAUUCCGCAUUUCAUUCGGUAAUGUUUCAUCCUGUUGAACCUAGGCUUGUGCUAAGUGCGAAUGCGAAAGAGGGGGCUGCGUUAUGGGACGUCCGCAUGCCGAAAAAAGUCCUCUUAAAGUACGGCGCUUCUCUUGAAAUGGGUGAUCAAUGUUGUAUGAAUGCGCGUUUUAAUAAAAACGGCUCCAACGUUUUGUCCUUGCGACGAAGACUUCCGCCAGUGAUGUAUUCGACACAUUCAAGCUCACACUUGUUCCAAUUCAACCAUUCUAGCUUUUACAAUAGUUGCACGAUGAAAAGCUGCACUUUUGGUGGAGCUGACGAUCAGCUCGUCAUGUCUGGGUCCGAUAAUUUUGAUCUUCACAUCUGGGCAAUUCCUCCAGAAGGGAGUAAUCGCUGGGUGAACGAGGCUUCUCUGAUUCUACGAGGGCAUCGUUCCAUCGUAAAUCAAGUUCGCUAUAACUACUCUCAUAAUCUGAUUGCUUCCUCUGGUGUAGAAAAAAUGAUCAAGAUAUGGAGCCCUUUCUCAAUCCCAGACGAAACCUGUUGGACGGAUGACGAACCAGCAGGAAGAACCUCAGAAAGUCCCAGACAAAUUUAUUCUCAAGAAGAAUAUGUUCGACUGUAUAUGCGAACUAGUCAUGGCCAUUUUUUCUCGCCAUCCCACAUUGACAAUAUGUCUCAGUCAGGGGGAAACACAAAUGAGGAUGCUCGCAUGUUGGCCUUUUUUGAUGCUCUGGUCCAACGGGACAUUGCUGGAUUGUCUGAGGAAAGUGAUGUGGAUUCAAAUUAUACAAAUACUGUUUAUAGUACCGAAAAUUCAACAUCUGACGACGAAGGUGAACAAAACUCACAGUCUUUACAACAUGGUUUGAUGAACAGUGAGAUAAGUCAGCAGCUUGCAACAGCAACAAUCACCAGAGAUGCUAACUCAUCCUCGUCGUCCUCCUCCUCUUCCAACCAUAAUGACUACGACGAAGACGAUGAACCGAGAUUAUUAGACUUUGAGGAUUUACCCAUUUCCGGCUCGGAAUCAGAUCAAGAAUUACGUGAUAGACAAUCACCUCCACCUGAUAAUGUUCAUCACGAGCAACAAAACAGUAAUCCAGUCGCGAGUCCAGACUCUUCGGUAGGAAGUUCGGAACCAAAUACGCUUACAAAGCUUAUUGCAACCAGAGAGUCACAACUGAGGAAACUAGCAUCGAUUAAACAACCGUCGAGACCGAAACACAAAGAAGAUGAGAGGGCACAGUUGAGGUCCAAAACAACAACUGCGUCAGCACGAGGUCAUCCAUCUAGUUCCGAAGUGCGAGGAUCACCGUCUCCACUCCGAAAUCGACGACGAAGCCUUCAAACGACGCCCAUUUAUGAAAGCUCGAAUAAUUCGGCCAUAUUACCCGACAGUAGGACGCAGCCUGGACCUAGUUAUGAACUUAUAAAUAAUCUAAUGACCCGAAAUCUUCAAUCCACUCGCCUCGAAACCCAAACAACGCCAAUCACUGUACAGUCUCGCAGUGACCCAUUUUAUUUGUCGUCGACGUCGUCGUCCUCUUCUUCUUCUUCCUCCUCCUCCUCCUCGUCUGGCUCUUCGACUGCUUCCGAUGAUGAUAUGAAAUCUAAGUCUUCAAGAAAAAGUCGUGUUUCAAAACACCUCAAGAUUCCUACUGGUAUCGUAACAACAGUGAAGGAGUCUUCGAACUCAUCCAACUCUAAUUUAGAAUUUACCAGGAAACGCAAACGAAGGAGGAAGCUAUCCGGACUAUCUGCUAAUUGUUUCGCAAAAAAAGUAAAGUCUGAAGGAACUCCGUCUGAUAGCGGAAUUGAUGUCUCUAAAAGUGAUGCUGAUUUAGACUUGCAACCUACAGCAAGUUGUUCUCACUCCACACCCACUUUUCUAGCUUUAGGAAACAUAGAGUCGAGAGCGUCUCAUUCAUCGACAACAACAGCAAUUGCUACUAGUGGUGAAGGGCAGUCGCAUCAAUAUCAACAUGACGAUGAUUCAGAAUCUAGCGACUAACUAAUCUUGUACGCAUAUAUUUUUCCUCGGUUUUAGUGACGCCUUGAACCCAGAUCACGUGAUUUUUAGUGUGAUAAAAAAUAAUUCUUCACUUUGACAAAUUUGUAAAUUCUCGCUACUCGCUGAUGAAAACUCGAAAUGUUUUAUGUACAUCCCAUGACGCUGAAAUAGUUAUUUUAAUUUUGAAUUAAAACUUGCUUGUGCAAAACGCAAAUAUUUUA
This is a messenger RNA of Folsomia candida, 3112 nucleotides long. Its product is annotated as DDB1- and CUL4-associated factor 5. The record is from RefSeq and is a predicted model, not a curated record. Gene Ontology annotation, biological process: negative regulation of fatty acid biosynthetic process. The transcript has 12 exons. Lineage: Eukaryota; Metazoa; Arthropoda; Collembola; Entomobryomorpha; Isotomidae. Gene Ontology annotation, molecular function: protein binding. The coding region runs from base 321 to 2891 and encodes 856 amino acids. Gene Ontology annotation, cellular component: cytoplasm; Cul4-RING E3 ubiquitin ligase complex.